UAGAUCCCUGCAAAUAUCGUAGAAAGCACACGCACGAAAGUAGUAUAGUUACUGUCGCUACUAUAUUCGCUUGAUUUUUUUCUCCGUGUCAACGAGCAGAAUCUUUUAUUGUUUACGAUCAAAAAUAUUAAAAUAUUAUUCGAAGACAUUCUUGAUGAACCGAUUUUUUUUGGAAUCUUAAAGAAAUCACAGGUUGCAGUCGUAUUAAAAAUGACAAGUGUAAAUGCAGUUAUUCGACGGGCAGAAAGGUUAGAUUGCGAAGCAAUAAGAGCUUUUAUACAGGAACUAGCUGACUUUGAAAAACUACCUGAAGGACCUAAAAUCAAUUACAAAGAUCUUAUAAGAGAUGGAUUUGAAAGUUCUCCACCCUUAUUUAUGAGUUAUGUGGCAACAAUUCAAGAGAAAGUAGUUGGUUAUUCCAUUUUUUACUAUAGUUAUUCAACAUGGGAGGGAAAAUCAUUAUACCUAGAAGAUCUGUACGUCACUGAAGAACACAGAAACAAGGGAAUUGGAAGUUUGCUUUUCCAAACUGUUGUACAGUUUGCAGUGGAAAACAAAUGUAGCAGGCUGGACUUUUCCGUUUUGAAGUGGAAUCCAGCGAAAGAAUUUUAUUUAAAAAAAGGUGCAGUUAAUAUUACAGGAUCUCAGGAUUGGCAAUUUUAUAGAAUGGACCAACAAGCAUUACAAAGUAUAUAUAAAUCCAAAUAGUGCAGCCUUGACUCGUCAAGUAUUGUGUUUUUAUCUAUUCGAGUAAAAAAAAGUUGGAUAGCACGGUACGGUAUUACUUAUAGCAGCGCAGUAGCUUGAAUAUAGAAUUUGACUUUUUUCAUAUAGAACCGUUUGGUGCUAUAUGGAAUUAUAAGAAGGUCCUAUAUGGACAACUUUUAUGGAUGGUUUAGAUAAAAAAUACCACUUAAAAGUACACAGUUAUAAAUGCAAGAUUGCAUUGCAUUAAAACUAAAAUUAUAAAUUAAAUGCAAAUUUUGUAGAAAAAAGUAAAUAUUUCUUGGUUCAUAUUUGAUAGUAGAAAUGAGUAACUGUAUUUUCUCUUUGGAACGGUAAGUCCAAGAAAUAUUUACUUUUUCUACAAAAUUUGAAUUUAAUUUAUAAUAUUAGUUUUAAUGCAAUAAAUUAAUAACCUUGCAUUUAUAACUGUGUACUUUUAAGUGGUAUUUCUUAUCUAAACCAGCCAUAAAAGUUGUCCAUAUAGGACCUUCUUAUAAUUUUAUAUAGCACCAAACGAUUCUGUAUGAAAAAAGUCAAAUUCUAUAUUUAAGCUACUGCCCUGCUAUAUGGAAUACCGUAUCGUGCUAUCCAAUUUUUUUUACUGGGAUAUUAAGGCAUUAUCCCUAACAGCAACGGAUAUUUCUAGAUAUCCUAUAGACGUCCUGAGGAUAUUAUUUGGUCUGGGGAAAUUAGGAUAUCUUUAAGAUGUACCAGGGAUAUCCCUAGGACGUCCAUAAGACAUUCUGAAUAUCUGAAUGUUGUUAGGAAAAUUCUUCAAUAUACAUAUAUCUGUUAACUAAAUAUUAUGCAAUGGAAUUUUUUAAACCUACCUUACUUUGUUGUUUACUGUGAAUUCCAUUCAUUAUUGGUUUUAUACGAUUAAUCUCAGGAAUAUAAUAAAAUCUUGCUGUCUUCUCAA
Messenger RNA from Leptopilina boulardi, 1645 nucleotides. RefSeq names its product thialysine N-epsilon-acetyltransferase. The transcript is spliced from 5 exons. NCBI's taxonomy places the organism in Eukaryota, Metazoa, Arthropoda, Insecta, Hymenoptera, Figitidae. The record is from RefSeq and is a predicted model, not a curated record. Bases 211 to 708 code for a protein of 165 amino acids. Gene Ontology annotation, molecular function: N-acetyltransferase activity.